AUGACUGCUUUCGGAUUUCGCCAUAAAUCUGUAGGAUUACUGUGUCUUAGUUUCUUGUGUAAAGGUAAGAACCCAAACUUACUCUCCCUUAAGCAACCGAAAAAAGCGAAGUUAAGCUAAAGCUAAAUAUCAUCACGAAUUCUCUAAGAAAUUGGAUAAAUUGUUCGACCAUAAUUUAAACUGAAAAAUAAACCUUCAAUCAUUAUAUGUGCGGCGAGAAAUGCACGUAGUGAUCUGGGAGCGUUUGGGCAGAUACCAAAAUAAGUACAAGUCAGUACGUUUGUAGAUCGAAAGCAGUGGUCACAGCCGAGAUUUCUCUGCCUGUGUGGCAAGAGUUCGUUGGAAGAGCCCCUCUCUCACUAUAAAAAAAUGUUUCUGCAGAUGACAAACUUUAAUAUGAUUGGUGGUUUUUUCGAAUUUUGACAGUCUUGCUUUAAUUUAAAGCCGGAUGAAGUAUUUGUGUAGUUGUUGUGAGUGAGGUCAUCAUGCCAGAACGAAAAAACCAUUUUAGAGACUCAUCAAGAUAAAACAAGACAAGCAUGCUUUUGUAGCUUUCUGUUCUAAGUUCUGUAUCAAUAAUUAAGGUUAAACAGACGGUACUGACCGAACACUAUUCAUAUCGGCCUUACUUUGGAAAUUCAAACAGUAAGAACUUCAAACCCAUAAUACGAAACAAAGGACAUAGUGGGUCGGUUAGUCUAUAUACUUCGCAUAACGACUGAAUUGGUCCCUUUUAUGGACUUUUAUUUGCAGCUGUGUUCUCGCUGGAUUGUUUCGUUUGUUCAAGUGAUGAUUCUUUUGAAGAGUGUGACAAAGCACGAACCAAAGAAAUUUGUCAACCAAGAACUACGUGCGGCAAACUAUCCUUUCAACUGUCGGAUAACCACAGAUACAGAAGAGGUUGUUUAUCUGUCAUAUACUGUACUGAUCCCAGCCGCUACUGUCAAAAUAUUGUUGACGCAUCAGAAUGUGUCACUGCUUGCUGCUCCAAAGACCUGUGUAACGCUGCACCUGCCCAAGAAAUGUCACGCGAUGGCUUUCUGUGGUGGAGUCUAAUGGUAACAUCUGUGGGACUUAUUAACAUUUGUUAA
This is a messenger RNA of Pocillopora meandrina, 1091 nucleotides long. NCBI's taxonomy places the organism in Eukaryota, Metazoa, Cnidaria, Anthozoa, Scleractinia, Pocilloporidae. The record is from the annotation of a GenBank genome assembly.